GACCUUUUCUUUUCUCGAAGACUAAUUUUAAGGGACUCUCCUUCUCUUUGCAUCGGCCGUCCCUAACAUUCGGACUCUGUUCUUGCUAGAGCCAAACCCUAGAUUCGGCCAUUACCAUUGAGUGAAGAUGCUGCGAGUUGCAGGGAGGAGGCUUUUGUCUGUUUCGCAGAGAUCUUCCACUGCGUCCUCCUUCGCUCUCUCGCGAGACCAUACGCUCUCCGAUGGCGGCGACUCCUCUUCAGCCCCCAGAUCCGUCGCCUCUGCAGGUCUUUCAUAUUUCAAUUCUGAUCACCGGAGCCUUCUAAGAGGUUUCUCUUCUCAAGUCCUCACUCAAGGAAAUGAGGUAGGUUUUGGUUCGGAAGUCCCAGCCACAGUCGAAGCUGUCAAAACACCUAACUCAAAGAUUGUCUAUGAUAACCAUAACCAUGAGCGUUACCCACCUGGUGACCCCAGCAAGCGUGCAUUUGCCUAUUUUGUCUUGUCUGGUGGGAGGUUUGUCUAUGCCUCUGUUAUCCGCCUUCUUGUUCUGAAGCUUGUUGUGAGCAUGUCCGCAAGUAAAGAUGUUCUUGCCCUUGCAUCUCUUGAGGUUGACCUCGGGACCAUAGAACCGGGUACUACUGUUACAGUGAAGUGGCGUGGAAAGCCCGUCUUCAUCAGGAGAAGAACAGAAGAUGACAUCAAGCUGGCCAAUAGCGUGGAUGUUGGAUCUCUGAGGGAUCCACAAGAAGACUCGGUGAGGGUCAAGAAUCCGGAAUGGUUAGUGGUGGUUGGAGUCUGCACUCAUUUGGGGUGCAUCCCUUUGCCUAAUGCUGGUGACUAUGGAGGUUGGUUCUGCCCGUGUCACGGUUCACACUACGAUAUUUCUGGAAGGAUUCGAAAAGGCCCUGCACCGUACAACCUGGAAGUACCAACCUACAGCUUCUUGGAAGAGAAUAAGUUACUCAUUGGUUGAUUAAUAAAAGCACAACAGCCAGAGUUUCUGGUUCUCAUUGAACUUCAUCUGUUUUUUAUUUUAAUUAAUAUUUCGGCAACUUAGAGCAAGAUUUGACUUGUUUUUGCUGAAUAAUAAAAAACUUGUCAUAUUUAUUGAACGUAUACUCGAGCUUUGUUUUUCCGACGAUGAUGAAAGACUCUGUUCAUAGUCUCUGUUUAUUGUUUAUCAUGCUUAUUUUUCCUA
Eutrema salsugineum is the source of this 1177-nucleotide messenger RNA. Its product is annotated as cytochrome b-c1 complex subunit Rieske-2, mitochondrial. NCBI's taxonomy places the organism in Eukaryota, Viridiplantae, Streptophyta, Magnoliopsida, Brassicales, Brassicaceae. The transcript has 2 exons. Gene Ontology annotation, biological process: mitochondrial electron transport, ubiquinol to cytochrome c. Gene Ontology annotation, cellular component: membrane. Gene Ontology annotation, molecular function: 2 iron, 2 sulfur cluster binding; quinol-cytochrome-c reductase activity. The record is from RefSeq and is a predicted model, not a curated record. The coding region runs from base 128 to 952 and encodes 274 amino acids.